Oncorhynchus nerka (sockeye salmon) is the source of this 4102-nucleotide messenger RNA. RefSeq names its product cadherin-7-like. The transcript has a single exon. NCBI's taxonomy places the organism in Eukaryota, Metazoa, Chordata, Actinopteri, Salmoniformes, Salmonidae. The record is from RefSeq and is a predicted model, not a curated record. Gene Ontology annotation, biological process: homophilic cell-cell adhesion; calcium-dependent cell-cell adhesion; cell morphogenesis. Gene Ontology annotation, molecular function: cadherin binding; calcium ion binding. Bases 20 to 499 code for a protein of 159 amino acids. Gene Ontology annotation, cellular component: catenin complex; adherens junction.
UGUCCUGUUGAUUGUCACCAUGCGACGGAGGAAGAAAGAGCCCCUGAUCCUGGACGAGGAGCGCGACGUGCGCGAGAACAUUGUGCGCUACGAUGACGAGGGCGGCGGCGAGGAGGACACAGAGGCCUUCGACAUGGUCGCUCUCCGCAACCUGAAACUGGUCCGUGAGAGCGGUGGCAAGACCCGCCGUGAUGUCACCCCGGAAGUGCCCAGCCUCUUCUUGUCUUCCCGGCCACCGCCAGACAAUGGCAUCUUCCGCGACUUUAUCUGGGACCGGCUGAAGGAGGCCGACGUAGACGCGUCGGCACCACCCUAUGACUCGCUGCAGACAUAUGCCUUCGAGGGUAGUGGCUCGGCCGCAGAGUCCCUCAGCUCGCUGGAUUCCCUGAGCACGGACUCGGAGCAGAACUACGACUACCUCAGCGACUGGGGGCCGCGAUUCAAGAAGCUGGCAGACCUCUACGGCCAAAGCGAUGACGGUAACCUCUUCGCCUCUUAGCCCUCGGUUGAGCCUGCUAAAAUGUUGGCACGGACAAUCUAACAAAUGAGGGAAGGAAACUGAAGAAUAUAAAGAAGGAUACAAGAAAGCAAAUGUGAGAUGACGAGAAGAAAAUGCUCGGAGGACAUUUGAUUGGUGUAUAUAAAUGCAUCAAUGACGGUGAGAAUAACCAAUAGGAUGUUGGUUUUCCAUUCAAAAUCUUUUUUUGGGGACUGGCAGUAUUUUUCAAAGAAUGAACUUUGCGAGAAUUUGUUAACUAGAUUUAAUAUGAUGGAAAUUAUGCAAAGCUUAAGACGUUGGGAUGGGCUCCAAACCCGUUGGGAUGGGCUCCAGACCCGUUGGGAUGGGCUCCAGGACUUUGGAAGGACCUCAACGCACAAAUGUCCAGACUUUCUCAAGUCACGUGACGUUCAAAUGUGACGAAAAGUGAAUCUAUGCUCCAGUGUUAUUACAACAGUGACAUUAUCAAGUACUCCAUCAUGUCGUGUUCAAAUGAAAACAGUGCCACCUUGAACUGGUCCUGUAGUCUGUCACAGGGUUCACUGUGAUCUGCAAUAUUUGUUUCAAAUGUAUAUUUAUAGAACAGAUUCUCAAUUGAACUCCAUGUGGAUUUUACAGCAGUUUUUUUAACAAACGAUGGAUUUGAUCAAUUCAGGCUUACCGUGGUUCAUGUUCAGUAGGGAUCACCGUAGCAAAAUACUUUAAAGCAGAAAACAGAAAUGAGUGUUUCUUAUUGGACCAGUAGUCUCUGCCCCCUUUCUUCAAUUUGGUCUCUCAACCAUUUAGAGUAUCAGAAACAAUGCAUUCCUAUAAAUGUAUGUAGACACCUGCCAGGGAUGUCCCUUGUCACACUGAAUGCUUUAAGGGUCACAGUGCCGCUGAAGGGUUUAUGAAGUCUCCCUCCAUUGAUGCAAGGGAACAAACACCUCUCACUUACAUUGCUCCGAUAAAACCUUGUCACACAGCAGCAUGAUACUGGUUUCUAAGAGCAGCAGCGUAACAUUGUUCUAAAUUGAAUGCAGCGUAUUGGUAUCUCCAACAUUCAAAGCUGUUGUGAUGUUUUAUGUAUCCUAUGAGGUGUUCUAGCUGCCAUGUUGGUUUAAACUGUGUUUGUUUUUUAAAAUGGAAACAUAGCUAUAGCAGCAUGGGAAAAUACAGUUAACAAUGUGUUGAAAAACAUUUGCAGCAAAGCUUCAGGCAUUUGUAAAAACACUAAGCCAAGGAGAAUGUCAAUUGCUAUUUCACAUACAGUGAGUAGAAAUAGAAAUGUAUGAAGUCAGAUUAGUUUGAAAUAGAAACUUAUCUUGCAAAAUAAGAAAUAUGCAUACAUCAUGCUGCUUAAAACAUAUUUUGUGAGAGGGAAAUGCAAGGAAAGGCAGCUGGGAAAGUUUUGAUUGAGAGCUCUUUAGGUUUAGGUUUAUUUGAACAUCUUGGUAUAUAUGCAGAAACAUACAUACAAUGCAAUGUCAAUACAAUAUAAAACACAUGUAAAAGAUACAUGACAGCCCUUCUGAAGCUGAUGACCAUAUCCUUGGUUUUCUUUUCGUUCACAUACAGGCAGUUGGUUUUCCCCAUUGGGCCACUGCAUAUACUGCUGCAUGUAUUUGGCCAGGUAGCUUGCCAGGGAGCAAAAUCUGUGAAUGUGAGGUCAUCAGCCUACUUGACAGGAUGGAUGCUCUUUGGGAGGCAGGAGUCUAUGGUGAUCAUGCAUAGCACAAACAGUAGGUGAGAGAGCACUCCACCCUGGGGCACUCCAGCUGGGACUGGCUGUGAGUUAGAAAGGCAUGUUCUCGACCUCACUGUCUGCUUGCGGUUGUCCAGUUCGCUCUUGAUAGAGAUCCAUAGUGAGCGGUUCACCCCAUGCUCCACUAGAGUGAGUAGGAGAUGGCUAUGGUUUAGGGUGUCAAAUGCUCUGGAAAAGUUAACGGAAGUUGCAUAAACAUCCUGCUUUGGCACUACAUUUGAUGCAUUGUGCCAGAGCAAACACUGUUGACCUGUUCUUCACAACGCCAUGUUGUGAGGAGUUGGUGUUAGGAGCAGUCUCCUUCUACAGCAUGUUGUGUUCAACCGCUCAUAGAUUUUUCCCAUGGAGCUGAGGAGAGAGAUUUGCCUGUAGUCUUGGAGGAAGAUGGGGUUGCUCUUUUUAGGCACAGCACAGAUGAUGGACUUUAUCCAUUGAGAGGGGGAAGUAGCUGUGUUCCAUAGAUGUUGAAGAUAUCGCACAGUACUAGUGCAAGCUCCAUGCAGUACGUUUUAGGGACCAGGGAGGAAUCUCGUCGGGCCUGCAGACUUCUGCCCAUUCAGCCGCUUCAGAUGGGUUUUGAUCUGGCCAAUGUUGAAGCUGGGGGGACAGACGUUUGUAAGCUUGUUUUCAACAGCCUCAAUUUCAGGGAUCAUGCAUGUUGUACCUUCCCAUACAGAGGAAAGUGUGCACUGAGAAUGUCACAUUCCCUCUGAGAAUCCUGUUGAUUGAGGGCUGAAAGGUUUUCUCGAGUCUCACUUGCACCAAUCAAGCUUUUCUAUGAUUUGUAUUAGCCAGCAAAGUUAGACGACUUCAGCUGUUGAACUUCUGCCUGGAAGUGCUCUUUCCUGGCAUUUUUCACUAGAGCUGCAACAUUCUGCUGAAGCGUCUUGUAUUCUGCUUUGUCUUGACUGUGAAAGGCAUUCUGUCUGGAUGAGCUCAGGCUGAGUCUGUGUGUGUGGUCAUCCAUUGCUUGUCUCUGGUGGUCAGUUAACUUUUUUUGAUGGAGAGAUUACUAUUGAGAGUUAUGUUCAUCUGUCUGCUCUUGGCAGUGUUUUUCUGUUUAGACUGAUGUGAAACUAUCUAUAUUUAGUGCCAUGGAGAGAGCACUUAGAUGUACGGUGUUGUUUGUAGAUAUACUGAGCUGGUGAUUUAGGCCAUUCACCUGCUGACCACAAUAUGGUCUGGUGAUCUGACUCACCUCAGUGGUAGAUGCUUGGCUUUGGAGUAUAGGCCUUUCUUGAGUUUAGCUGAUUAGCUCCACAUGUAGAGUUUGUUACUGGUUAGGGCCAUACCUAGAACAAAGAAAACCAUGCUUGAAUCUAUUUGUGUUGCACAUGGUCCAAGCACCGCCCUUGAGACCUCGCCUCUUUAGAAGUUGGGGGUGGGAUGUAAAUUAUAUAUGUUAUAAUACAGUUCAGGCCACGGUGAGGCGUGAGAGUUUCGUCCACAGCCAAAGGCACUCACAACGAUUGUCCUCAAGGUCACGUAGACGUUUGUGCCUGAUGUUACUGUCAAUGUAUAGGGUGAUCCCUCCUCCAGAGCUGCACAGCUGUUUAUUUAUUUUGUUUGAUGACGGUUCAUACAGUUGAUGCUCAUUAGUAGGAGAAAAUGUUAUACAAUAAAUGGAAGCAAGACAGUCCUCCAUACCCUUUUCAUGCUAUUGUGCUGACUCAAACCAUACAAUGCUAUUCUAACUUAAAUCCAACAGGUCUAAUGAUGUACAAUGCAGUCCAAAGGCAUUUUUCAAGACUUCACAUAAACAUCUGCUAAGACCCCCUCAUAAUCUCUUACAUUUUAUCUCACAACAAUCUUGAGUUAUUAUCAAUUAUUUUGAGGCCAUAGAAAAAUUGUCGAGGUGA